This is a messenger RNA of Babesia sp. Xinjiang, 1413 nucleotides long. It is a transcript of the gene rab1, whose product is annotated as Ras-related protein Rab-1. The transcript has 11 exons. Gene Ontology annotation, cellular component: ribosome. The record is from RefSeq and is a predicted model, not a curated record. NCBI's taxonomy places the organism in Eukaryota, Apicomplexa, Aconoidasida, Piroplasmida, Babesiidae. Gene Ontology annotation, molecular function: structural constituent of ribosome; GTP binding; GTPase activity. Gene Ontology annotation, biological process: translation; protein secretion; regulation of exocytosis. The coding region runs from base 1 to 1413 and encodes 470 amino acids.
AUGAAGGAGUAUGAUUAUUUGUUCAAAAUCAUCAUUAUUGGCGAUAGUGGCGCGGGGAAAUCGUCCCUACUGCUUCGCUUUGCUGACGACACAUACAGCGAAUCGUACAUGAGUACCAUUGGGGUAGAUUUUAAAAUCAAGACGGUCAAAAUCGACAAUGCCACCAUCAAAUUGCAAAUCUGGGACACCGCAGGACAGGAGAGAUUCAGGACGAUUACUUCAACGUACUACAGAGGAGCUCACGGCAUUAUCACCGUAUACGAUGUUACAAGCCGUGUUUCUUUCGAGAGUGUGAAAAAGACGUGGCUUGCCGAUAUCGAAAAGUACUCCAGCGCAAACAUCUCAAAGCUCCUUAUUGGAAACAAGGUAGACUUGGAGGACUCACGUGCAGUCACAUGUGACGAAGCACGCGAAUUCGCAGAUCAAAACAGCAUGGAUUACAUUGAAGCUUCAGCGAAAACGGCCCAAAAUGUAGAAAAGGCAUUUGAGUCAAUCGCCAGAGCCCUAAAGGACAAGGCAACAAGAUGUACCACCCCUGUUACCGCCACAAAUACCUUCAAUCUCAGCAGCACAACUCGUGUGGCAACGAACAGAAACAUAUCCGACAAGUGUCAAGAAAUACCCGUUGUCGGACCGAUAGCCGCACCCUUUAGGAGGCGUAAAGCUUUAAAACAUGAUACGAAUCGCACGACCGCUCACAUCUGCUGCAAACAAAACCAACAAAGCACUGCGUUGUACCUUGCCAAGGAAGCGGGGAUCGCAACAAAACGCGAAAUACAGAAACUUAUAGUCUCUUCACCGUCCUUCUCAGCCGACAAGACGCCGUUUCUCAUCUCAAACUUCUUUAACGAAAAACGGAAAUAUCAGACGUUCGACACUGAGAUUAACGAUAAAAGGGGGCUAACCAGGGAUGAAGAGCACUUAACCACAUCGCAACAGCUACCAGAAGUGUCACGCAUCGAUCAUAUCAUCGCAGAAAAAACGAAGCCCGCUGCAAAUGACCUGUUUUGGUUCAAGGGUAGCCGAUGGAACGCAAGAGCGCAAGGAUUUGGAACAUGUAUGCGGUCUACAACGCAUGUAAUAAUAAAACGUGGAAGCGGAGUGAUCAAGGUAAACGGAGAGGAAGACUUAUACAAAAGAUGGCCAAUAUUUUACAAUAGGAUGGAUGUAUUGGAACCGUUUUAUCUUGCUGGUUGCUGCGGAAUAUACGACCUUUUUAUCGAAACCAGAGGAGGGGGUAUCACCGGGCAAUCCAGAUCUACCAGACUUGCUCUGGCACGUGCUAUAGUCGCCGCAAACCCAUCAGUCAAGUAUGCCCUCGAAUCUGCUUUAUACGAGGACAUUAGACAAAAAAUGCCAAAGAUGCCGGGAAGAACAGGUGCACGAUCGUUGAGAAAGUGGCGAAAGAGAUAA